Molecule: messenger RNA, 2646 nt
Organism: Propithecus coquereli (Coquerel's sifaka)
Lineage: Eukaryota; Metazoa; Chordata; Mammalia; Primates; Indriidae
Product: zinc finger protein 252-like
Exons: 4
Coding region: 16-2646 (876 amino acids)
Biological process (GO): negative regulation of transcription by RNA polymerase II
Molecular function (GO): DNA-binding transcription repressor activity, RNA polymerase II-specific
Source: RefSeq, a predicted model, not a curated record
CUCAGAGACCUAGUGAUGGCUGUCAAGCAACUCCUUCCUGGCGGGCUCCAGGUCUUGGUUUCCUUUGAAGAUGUGGCUGUGUUCCUCUCCCAGGAGGAAUGGGGCCAUCUGGGGCCCACUCAGAGGGGCCUGUACAGGGAUGUGAUGCUGGAGACCUAUGGGAACCUGGUCUCACUAGGACUUCGGGGUUCCAAACCUGAUGUCAUUUCCAGGCUGGAGCAGGGGGAAGAGCCUUGGACCCCACACUCAUCGAGAAUUGCAGGGAGCUGGAGGCACAAGAGUGAAGGUUAUGAUUCUAGGAUUGAAAAAAAUAAAUUGACUCCAAAGCAGGACAUUUUUGAAGAAAUGGAAACCCAGAGAGCAAAAUCAGAAGAACAUGUAAGGAAUAUUUCCACAGAACCUGAAGAGAUGAGUAAAACUGAGGGACAGUUAGGGGAUUGCUGGAGAAAAGCUGUAGUAGAAGGAUGUAAGAAAUCCUCCCAGAAGAGCAAUUUCCAAACAGAGACCAUGAAUCAUGUGAAAACCCCCACUGCAGAGAAAUGUCAGAAGUUCAUUGUUGGUGAAAACUGCUCUACAGACUCAAAUCCUUCCAGACAUGUUAGAGUAGCUAGAGAGGCAAGUCUCCAUCAGAGUGUGUCAUGUGUCAAACAGUUUGAGCAAUAUAAGAACAUCAUUAACCUCCAGAGUUUCCAUUUAGGAAAAAGAGCCUGUCAGACAGAUGUGUUUAUGCAAGUACCUAGACUGAGUUCAGUUCUUAGUGAUAAUCAGAGGAUUAACAAUCCAGAGAAAUCCUUUGAGUGUACUGAGUGUGGAAAAACUUUCAGGCAGAACAGAGCUCUCUGUCGGCACCAAAGAAUUCAUAUUGUUGAAAAGCCCUAUGAAUGUAGUGAAUGUGGAAAAGCUUUCAGUCGGCACUCUGUCCUCAGCAAACAUCAGAGAAUUCACACUGGUGAGAAACCCUACACAUGUGAGGAAUGUGGUAAAACUUUCAAUGCUCACUCAUACUUUAUUCAGCACUGUAAAAUUCACACUGGAGAAAAACCCUAUGAGUGUAAUAAAUGUGGGAAAGCCUUCAGUACACGUUCAUCUUAUAUUCAACAUCUAAAAAUUCAUACAGGAGAGAAACCUCAUGAGUGUAAUCAGUGUGGGAAAGCCUUUAGUCAUAGCUCUAAUCUGAUUCAUCAUCAGAGAAUUCAUAGUGGAGAGAAACCUUACAAGUGUGAAGAAUGUGGGAAAGCCUUCAGCAGGCAGUCACACCUUGUUCAGCAUCAGAUAAUUCAUUCUGGAGAGAAACCUUAUGACUGUAGUGAGUGUGGCAAAGCCUUCAGUGCACGAUUAUCUCUCAUUCAACAUCAGAGGGUUCAUACAGGAGAAAAACCCUAUGAGUGUAAUGAGUGUGGAAAAUCCUUUAGCCUGAACCGAACCCUUAUUGUCCAUCAGAGAAUUCACACUGGAGAGAAACCAUAUAGGUGUAAUGAGUGUGGAAAAUCCUUCAGUCAGCGCUCACAAGUUAUUCAACAUAAGAGAAUUCACACUGGGGAGAAGCCUUAUGUCUGCAAUGAGUGUGGAAAAUCAUUCAGUGCUCGCCUAUCCCUUAUCCAGCAUCAGAGAAUUCACACUGGUGAGAAGCCUUAUGGAUGUCGUGAGUGUGGGAAAACCUUCAGUCAAAAGGGACAUCUUAUUCAGCAUCAGCGAAUUCACACUGGAGAGAAACCCUAUGAAUGUAAUGAGUGUGGAAAAGCCUUCAGCCAGAGUUUUAAUCUUAUUCACCAUCAGAGAACACACAAUGGUGAGAAGCCCUAUGAAUGUAACGAAUGUGAUAAAGCCUUCAGUGUGCUUUCUUCCCUUGUUCAACAUCAGAGAGUACAUAAUGGAGAGAAACCCUAUGAGUGUCACAAAUGUGGGAAGGCCUUUAGCCAGGGCUCACAUCUUAUUCAGCAUCAGAGGAGUCACACUGGCGAGAAACCCUAUGAGUGUAAUGAGUGUGGGAAAACCUUUGGACAGAUAUCCACCCUGAUUAAGCAUGAGAGAACACACAAUGGUGAGAAGCCCUAUGAGUGCAGUGACUGUGGGAAGGCCUUCAGCCAGAGUGCUCACCUUAUCCGCCAUCGAAGAAUUCACACUGGAGAGAAUCCUUACGAGUGUAGUGACUGUGGGAAGGCCUUCAAUGUUCGCUCCUCUCUCAUUCAACAUCACAGAAUUCAUACUGGGGAGAAGCCUUAUGAAUGUAGUGAGUGCAGCAAGGCCUUUAGUCAGCAUUCACAGUUUAUUCAGCAUCAGAGAAUUCACACUGGAGAGAAACCCUACAUGUGCAAUGAAUGUGAGAAAUCCUUCAGUGCACGCUUAUCCCUUAUCCAACACAAGAGAAUUCACACUGGAGAGAAACCCUACGAAUGCGCUGAAUGUGGGAAAUCCUUCCGACAAAGCUCUCACCUUAUUCGACAUCAGAAAAUACACAGUGGAGAGAGAUCUUAUACAUGUAACCAAUGUGGAAAGACUUUCAGUCAAAGAAUAAUUCUUAUUAGUCAUGAGAGAGUCCAUAAACCUCAUUUUAGAGAGCAGGCCUAUAAAUGUAGUAGGUGUGGGGAGCUCUCUCCUACCCAGUCAGCCUUCACUCAACAUUGUGCAGGUCACAGUGGAGAGUGA